Molecule: messenger RNA, 327 nt
Organism: Acanthocheilonema viteae
Lineage: Eukaryota; Metazoa; Nematoda; Chromadorea; Rhabditida; Onchocercidae
Source: the annotation of a GenBank genome assembly
AUGUUGUUAUGGAUGCACAACAUCGGCGGUAGUAACAGUGAAAAGGGAGCGCCAUGCAGCCCAGCCCACCCAUCCCAUCAAUACACACAGACAGACAGACAGACACGCACACAUAUGGAUGGAAGUUGGGGUCAUCCGUCCCUGAGGAAAGGAUCAACGGACCGCACACAGCCCGUUGGAUGUAUGUCCUCCCCUCUCCCAACCACGGCGACCGUUCCUCCGAAGGAACCCAUCGGCUCUAUCGGCCUGUCACCGCCAAACGGCGGCACAGGCAACUCGCUCAUCUUGUGCGUGCGGCGCGGAGGAACUGUGCGUCGCGGUUGCUAG